Messenger RNA from Centruroides sculpturatus (bark scorpion), 3085 nucleotides. RefSeq lists its product as uncharacterized. Lineage: Eukaryota; Metazoa; Arthropoda; Arachnida; Scorpiones; Buthidae. The record is from RefSeq and is a predicted model, not a curated record. The transcript is spliced from 3 exons. Bases 613 to 2400 code for a protein of 595 amino acids.
AACUGUAUAUGUAAUUAAUGGGAAACUCCUUAUUUUAUUUUAUUACAAAGAUUUAUUUUAGAAGGAUCAAAACUCCUUCCAUUAUAAGAAACUAUUAUGGCAAAAUACAGACUUAAUCAAUUAUGUAGAUAAGUAAUUAGUUGAAAUUAUAGUCAUUAUAGUAAAUCAUUUAUCUACAGUAAUGAAUUUUAUAUAAAUAGUUAUAAUUUUUAAUGAUUUUUCUGCUUUCAAGAUGAUUAUAAACAAAUUUGAUAUCCUAUAAAUAUUAAUAAUACUGGUAAUAUUUGUUUGCUUUAUAUAGUCAUGAAUAUAAGUUAUCAUUAUAGGUAUUUAUUUAUUACGUACAAAUUUUUGUAGGAAAUUUCAAGUAACAAAUUUGAAGAAUCUUCAAGUGAAGAAAAUUCUUCAAAGUUUCCUGAUCUUAAGAUAUCUACAACUCAAAGCCAUCCUUCUUUAUACCUUGCAAAAUGUGUUUCAGAUAAUGCAAAUAAAGAUUUAAAUAAAUCAGUAGAAAAUUUUGAAAAUAAUUCAAUUGUAAAUGAUUUGAGAUCUGAGACUAAUCAAGCCAAAGAAAGUAUUUGUAAUGGUAAACAAAAUCAUGAUUCAUAUAUAAUGGAAAGUGAAUGCACUCUCAGUCAAAAUGAGGAAACUGUUUGCAAUAAUAAUGUUGAAGAUAAUUUGAAUAUUUUGGAAGAUGAUAGUGCACAUAAUAAUGCUGAAGUAAUUAUUAAUUAUAAGCAGAAUAUAGAAGAUACUACUGCAGAAUUUGGGGCAAACAAUUUUCAAUUUACAAAUAAUGGACUCAAAAAUAUAUCAAUUGAUGAAAACAGUAAAGCUCCACAAAUAAUGGUAUAUAAUCUAAAUGACAAAGAAACAAAUUCUUCUUUAACUGUUGAAAACUUUGAGCCUUUACUUCAAGAUAGUGAAGCUCUUCCAGUAACAGAAUUGCAAAAUAAUGAAAUAUUAGAGACAUUGUCUGAUAACGAAAACUACAUUUCACCUAACUGCAGUCCAUCGGCACCAUUAUAUUUCAUUGCAUCGCCUGAAAGUAAAGUCAAUGGAGACAUUUCAAAAUCAUUAAAUAUGCCGGAUUCGCAAAAUAAUGUGUCCGAAGAGCCUCUUACAAGGAAUGAAUUUUUGUCUUCAGUACAGAAUGACAUUUUGCAUUUGUUAGAUCCUAAUGAAGUAAAUUCUGUUCCAUUAACUAAUAAAGUGCAACCUCCUGUAACAACUCAAUUUUAUUUAUAUCCUGCAGAUCCUCAGUUUAGUCUUUGUAAUAACAGAAUGAUAAACUGUACAAAUAAUUCACCAAAUUUUAGAUAUAAUUCACAAGUUCCUAUAGAAAGUCCUCAGCAAUUUGUCUUUACGCAACUUCCACAUGCUACUUUUCAUGGCCCUCAAGUUAUUACAACUCAUUCUCUUAUAUCAAGAAAUGAAAAUUUGCCAUUGAUGACAUCUCAAGGACAGUUCAUUUCUUCUCAACCGAAUGCGCAAAUAACAUCUAUGUUUCCUUUUCCAAUAUCAUCAUAUAAUCAGAAUAAUGAUCAGGUUUUAAGGCACAAAUCUCCCCAGUUUUAUGCAGAUACUUUUGUCAACAACAGAACAACGAUCAACAAGAAUACAAGUUAUUCUGUUCCAAAUUUAUGUCCACAGAAUAAGCCAGCAUUGUCCAAUAGAUAUUUUGUACAUGAUAAUAAAUCUGGAUCUCCUCAACAAGGAUCAAUUUUUAAUGAAGUUCAUUAUAUGAAUUCUGACAAUAGACCUUAUGAAAACAUUUCUACUCCAUUACGAAAGCAACAUGUAAACAUUUUAUCAGAUCCUCACAAAGAAUAUAAUGUGUAUCCUAUUGAAUCAGUGAAACAUGCUACACUUAGUUCUGCUACUGAUCCAAAAUGUCAAGAAAAUCCAAAAGAUUCAGUUCAAACAACAAAUAAUACCACAUCCAAUUCAAAUAUUUGCUUAGUUAAUUCGGAACAGUUCCAGCAAAUAUCACCAUCUUUAAAUGACUUUCCUUUUCAAAAAUCCUCAGAAGUAAUUAAUUCGAUGCUGACUUCAUUCCAGCCAUCGUCGAGUUUAGAACCUAAAGUGUAUCCAGAUAAAGCAAAUGUUAUUAUUCCUUUAUCCAUCCCGAAUGGUCAGACAGAAUUACAUUACAAUUUGGCAAGUGUUCUUGGAAAUCAUUCUCAAUAUGUUUAUUAUGUGCCUGACAUAUUGCAAAGUGUACAAAAGAAUCAUUCUCAUCCAGAUUCCAUUUAUUCUUCUAGUGAAACAUCUCCACCAAUCAAAGAGCAUACAAUGACAUUCCUUACUCCAUCUCUCCUUAACCAGUCUUCUAGAAUGGAUCCAAAUACUGUUGCUCCAGUUUCCUCUUCAAAUAAUAAACAAAUAGGUAAUCAAUAAGUUACAGUUCAUGUAUUAAUGAAUUUAAUUAAACAAACAUCAUUACUUUUUAAAAAGAAGUAGAUGUAACAGUAUGUUAUUUAAUUUUUUGUGUUAAUUGUCACCCUAAGAGCCUUUAAAAAAGACUGUUUUAGAUGCUUGCAACACACUUCAUUCAAGUUAACUUGUUUAAUGAAUCGGUGAACAUAAAAAAUUUAUGUAAAAUUGUAGUUUUGUCGGCAAAUAAUUAAAAUUUGUAUAAAACAUUGUCACUUCUUCAAUUAUUUGUGAAAAAAACAGAUGAGAACGACGAACAUCCGGCCAUUAACUCCACAAUAAAGUGUAUGUAAUAUACAGCAGUUCAGUUGUAUGAAAAACAUGAAGAUCUUCAAAUUUUCUCAAGCUGGACAUGGCACAAUUUUUUGGAAGGAGCGUAUGUUUUGUCGAAAAAUUUUCAAGAAAAUUUCUGACAGAAUCUCUUCAGUAUCGAGCAAUUUAACCGGACUAACGACAAUGGUAACAAGCUACAAAAUAAUCAUCAGCUCAGACACCAAAGUUGGUUAUUGUAAUUUGUAAUAUCGAUUGAAGAAACCGGUAAAUAAUAAUGAUAUACAAGAUGUAAAUCCACGAAAUUUUGCGAAUAAAAAAAAAAUAUUUGAAAUAUUACAAAAGUGUAAUUAUUCUUUAAAAAAAUGCAAAAACAAUA